UUCGGACUGGUACUGUGUGUUGCUAUGCAGUUGCUAGGUCGUUCUAAGUUAGUUUUAACCACUGAUCUAUAUAUGACAGAUCAGUGGUUUUAACACGUGAUAACUUUAACCACUGAUGUUGUUAUGUUUUGAAAAAAUGUUUUGUUCUAACUUCUGCAUGCGACCUAAUGACGUCACAAAUAGAAUUGUCGCCAGCAUAUAAAAAGCGCGACUCUUUAUUCUUGCUCACUUUGUAGGUUUUAAGUAGUUGGGUAUCAAAGUACUAUAAACGUACACCAGUAAACUGUGUAAAAAUGGGCCUAUUAAGAAAGGCACUGAAUCAUCUAAGGACUUUGUUAAAGAGGAAGUCUGUACAAGAACCCCAACCCCAUCCUGAUCAGGAUAAUGAGACGCCUGCUGGGGCUUGUGCGGCUGAUGGUGGUAGUGAGGCGAGGACAGAAAAGAAUACGAGAAAAAGGAAGAGGUUUUGGAGGUGGCACUUAAGAAGAAAAAAGUACAGUGUCGCUAAGGCUGAGAAGCUGAACCAGACUUCUGUACUGGGAACAGGAACAUAUCGGAGUCAUAGUCAAGGCCUCAAGGAACUGAUCCCCACUGCUGAAUACACUGAAGACGUCCUCCGACCUGCGAUCCUGGACACAUCAGUGUGGUCAUCAGCAGAUAAAGACACUGACUCUCCAGUGUGUCUGUCAGCAGAUGGCAGCUUUGACUCUGCAGUGACCUCCGCAACACACAGUGCCAUUGCCUGUGCAGUAGCAGAUGAGGACAUUGCCUCUGCAGGGAGUCUCAUAGUACAUCAGGACGUUACCUCUGCUGUGAGACCCAAAGCAAAGAGGGACAUUGCCUGUGCAGUCAGUCCCAAAGCAGAGAGGGAUGUUGCCUGUGCAGUGCGUCCUAAAGUAGAUGGGGGCAUUGCCUGUGCAAUGCGUCCCCAACCAGACAAGGGCUUUGCUACUGCAGGGCGUUUCAAAGUAGACAAGGGCAAUACCUCUACAGGGUGUCCCAAAGUAGACAUGGCUAUUGCCUCUAAAGGUCGUGUAGGGAUUGUCUCUGCAAGGCAUCCUGAAGUAGAUUGGGGCAUUGCCAGUGCUGUGCAUACUCAAGUAGACUCCGUUCCAUCAGGAGAGCUGGACAAAGAUCAUAUUUGUUGGCGGUACAAAUUUGGUGGCAGGCUGGGUGAAGGAGGAUUUGGAUCAGUUCGAAAAGGGACUCGCUAUAAGGAUGGUCUUAAGGUGGCUGUGAAAUAUGUCCAAAAGACGAAACGUACGACAUAUGUCAGCACUGCUUUUCACCCCAAACCUCUUCCUUUAGAGAUUGCGUUGGCAGUCAUCAUCAACAGGAAACCCAACUGUCCACAUAUAAUUGAAAUGCUGGACUGGCAGGAUGACCCAGACUACUACCUUAUAGUCAUGGAGCGCCCCGUGCCAAGCAUGGAUAUGGGAAAAUUUCUGAAAUGCACUGGAGGUUUCCUCAGCGAGCAGAUAGCACAGUACCUCAUGUGGCAAGUAAUUUAUGCCGCUAACUACUGCUGCUAUCGUGGCAUUUUCCAUCGCGACAUCAAGCUGGAAAACGUACUCGUGAACCCGACAACUUUGGAGAUCAAAUUGAUCGACUUUGGGUGUGGGGACCUCGUGAAGGAUUCAGGCUACAGCGCCUGCUGUGGUACAAAACCAUACUUCCCUCCAGAAUAUCAUGACAGAGGCAGAUAUCAUGCAAAGCCUGCGACAGUGUAUUCAUUAGGGGUGCUCCUGUUUGCAAUGCUGCAUGGGCGUUUUCCAACAGCCAGAGACUUGUACUGCUUGGGCAGCAACAAGUCUGUAUUUGCGCUGUCACAAGAAUGCAUCCAUUUUUUGUGGGCUUGUCUGCAGCGUCAUCCAGAGCACAGGAUUCCCCUGGAGCUGAUGCUUUACCAUGAAUGGUUUGUGUUGGGUUUUCCCAAUCCUCUACCAAUUAACCGGAAUGCAUCUAAACAGCAUUCAUGUCAUCGAUGAGAAGUACAGUAGGUUUAUACUGUCAGUGUUGUUUCUGGCAAGAUGACAUGAGGGGCCUUUCCAUGCCUCGGCUUAGGCCUUAUUACUAUCAUUAUCAUGUAUUUAGAGAUGCAUGUAUAUUUUUUUUAAAGUAGUUUUAUACUUUUUCAAUUUAAAAUAUUUAUUAUAACAUCCCUCCACAUAGGCCUUAUUACAGACUUAGGGAUGUUAAAAUAUUGUAUAUUAUAUAUACUGUGAAUAGAUUUUUACUUUUUAUAUUUAAAAUAUUUGUCAUAACAUCCCUCCACUUACAGUAGGCCUUAUUACAGACUUAGGGAUGUUAA
Molecule: messenger RNA, 2311 nt
Organism: Cyprinus carpio (common carp)
Lineage: Eukaryota; Metazoa; Chordata; Actinopteri; Cypriniformes; Cyprinidae
Biological process (GO): negative regulation of apoptotic process; regulation of mitotic cell cycle; protein autophosphorylation
Cellular component (GO): cytoplasm
Molecular function (GO): protein serine/threonine kinase activity; ATP binding
Source: RefSeq, a predicted model, not a curated record